AAUUAACUCACGGUCCGAUCUUGAAUGGAAAUAUAUGAGGGCUAAAAUUAUAUUAAGCAUGGAACACAGCCCACUUAGUCCACCACCCAUUAAUAUCCUUGCGUUGGGAUUAUCAUACCUCCAAAAAGGGUUCGGCCGUUUGUCUGAAAUUGCAAAGCCGCGUGCAGAUCCCUUUGUGCGACAAAAGCUAACCGACGUAGUACCAUGGUCAGAAACCAUGGACGCGUAUGAGAAGAAAGGAGAAGACUUUGGAUUAUCGGAUGUGGAUGAAUUCCAGCACGUUGACGAAGAAUAGCUGAUUAUUUAAUUAACACUCUUAAUUAGAAAAGCUGUACAGUAUACCUAUAUUCUCGCCCUUCCCUGGUCUCUUUGUGGAUUGCAGUAUGUGUGUGAUAUGACAAAAUUUCUAAUUUAACCACCAACUGGACAGAUACCUAAAACCCUGUUUUAGUAUGACUGUUGCGUUCGGUAUGUUGUCAAAUUGAUGGAGAGAGAAACGAAGUUCGAAUCAAAACACCGGCUCCAUCCCACUGAUUCCCACAUACGUGUGCAGCUAACCGCUAAGUAUUUACUGCAUUGUUUGUGUUGGGGAACAUUAUCGAAAGAAAAACCAUGGAUUCCCUGGAGGCUCCAAAUAUCAGUCUUUCGCCAUCCGAAAAGGACAAUUCCGUGCGGGAUGUUCGAAUAAAACAAGUGCAUAAUACCGACGUGGCGGAACUUACCGCCAUCAGAUUGGAUGCAAACAAUAGCAGCAAUCAGGAUGGUCAUGGAUCGUUACUAACUGCAAUCUCUGCCGACAACCUGCUGGAUCUACCAUCUGGUAUCUCAGAACGUUUACGAGAAGCGGCUAUUUCUAAGCAGUGGCAUCUGCUACGAAAAUAUCUGGAAAUUAUCCAGAUCUGGCAGUUAAACCCGGCAAAAGCGGAACGCGCAAAGGAGUAUGCAGCAAAUGUUGUCCUCGGGGAUAAACAGUCACCUUUGCUAAAUAUUUGUGCUCUGCACGGACAACUUGAUUUAGUAGCAACUCUUCUGGAAAUCGGUGUAGAUGUAAAUGCCGUCGACCAGCACGGAAAAUCUGUAUUGCACGCAUGCGCAGAAUGUGGCAUGGAUUCUCAGUCCACAGACAUGAUGACAUUUCUAAUAUCGCACGGAGCAGAUGGAACAAUUGUAGACAAGGAUGGUCGUUUGGCGCUACACAUAGCAUGCAUGCGCGGCUCGGAUGCGGCUACCGCAUUGAUCAAUCUCCUGUUUCCAGUUUCCGGCGAGAACGCUCGCCUUAUAUGUGACAAGGAAGGAUACAUUCCUUUCUGGUUAGCGGCAGGGAAGAAGAACACGAGUUUGUUAAGACUGCUCCUUUCGGAAAAGGCCGACGAGCAACUAUCCUACCAGAACAUGCAAUUAGACGGCGAUACUUUAGCACAUCUCUUUGUCCGGAAUCAAGAAACCGGAAUGGUCAAGGUGCUAAUUGAAUCGGGAACUCCUUUAAAUCUGCAGAAUAACAAAGGCGAAACAUUGUUACAUCUUGCGGCAUCCACCGGAAACAGCAGCCUUCUGGAAUCGUUCAGGAGAUUUCACGUUACAACAGACAUUAAGGAUGAGGCAGGUGCUAAUGGAUGUUCACCGUUACAAGCCGCAGUUUUAAAUGGACAAGCAGAAUUUUUACAGCAGUAUCUGGCAAUGUUUUUGGAAGUAAGCCUUAACGAAAGAACCGAGAGUGGCCAGACAAUGGCGCAUCUCGCUGCGGCGAAAGGCUAUGUGGAAGUUUUGAAAGUCUUGAAGUCAAACGGAUUGUCCUUCAACAUUCCGGACAAAGCAGGACGUCUGCCAUUACACGUGGCUGUUCUCACCGGAGACGAAACAACAAUUUUGGCAAUAAUCAAAUUUGUGUCCUUUAUUGAUAUCCCAACCAAAGACGGGUACACCGCUCUACAGUUGGCGGCCAUGGAAGGCAAGCACGACGCUAUAGACAUCCUUUUAGGACACGGAGCCAGUGUUGACGCGAACGGAGGACCUCUUUGUGAGGCUCCCUUACAUUUGGCCGCUAAGUUACCAAAGGAAUUUUUACCGGCACGCAACCUUGUAUUAUCGGGCGCAAAUUUAAACCUGCAAAAUUCACUGGGACAAACCGCGCUGCACAUAUCGGCUGCGUCGGGGAAUGCGGCAGUUGCCGAACUACUUCUGGAAGAAAACGCUUUGCUUCAUACCGUCGACCAGGAGGGCAAUACGGCGCUCCACACUGCUUGCUUGUAUGGAAAUGUUCAGGUUGCCCGUGUGAUACUGAAGUAUGGGAAUGCCGUCGAAAACAACAACGUUACCGGUAUCCGUUCGGCGGUGCUUCAUAUGAGAAACAAAAUUGGAGAAACACCGCUACACGGUCUUUGCCGUUGUGAUGCAGAUCAAAAACAACGCAGUAUCAGAACGGAAGAUGUGGCUGGUCUAGCUGUCUUCCUGUUGGAUCGUGGCGCCAUUGUUAAUGCUCGAACUACUGAGGUCACUUAUUGA
Paramacrobiotus metropolitanus is the source of this 2502-nucleotide messenger RNA. RefSeq names its product serine/threonine-protein phosphatase 6 regulatory ankyrin repeat subunit B-like. NCBI's taxonomy places the organism in Eukaryota, Metazoa, Tardigrada, Eutardigrada, Parachela, Macrobiotidae. The coding region runs from base 613 to 2502 and encodes 629 amino acids. The record is from RefSeq and is a predicted model, not a curated record. Gene Ontology annotation, molecular function: protein binding. The transcript has 14 exons.